AACCCCAGUCACAUAAGUCUAGCUCCGCCCCUGGAUUUCCCGGAAAUAAUCCAGAGUGUGACCUCCAUGGGCAUCUGGCACGGGUGUUGUUAUAGUGACCUAUCUGGCGCUGAAGGAGUUCGGCUCAGGAACCCAAACUGAGGACUUACGAGGGGGUCUCGUGCUUUCAACUAUCUGUCAUCGUGAGAUUUAGACUCAAGACUUUUAAAAACGGCGUGGAGGCAGCCGUGGAGUCGGCUAUCUGUCAGCAUCAGCACCCUUCCUGUUCUGGAUGCAGAUUAAGCCACCGGAAGGAUGCUGUGCUGCAGGGAGGAAGCCUGCCAUGUUCCCAUCGUGUUGUACAAAGCCGGCGGAAGGCGGCACCAAAAGGAGCUCCAUGGCUAAACUGCUGCUCGGGGUCUUUGUGGUUUAUAUCCUCCACACUGUGUGGCUGCUUUACGGCUUCCUCAACACCAAACCCUGCGACAGAAGCAAAGGAGAGCCAUGCAUCGCCUCGUACCUGACAGCAAGACCCAGACUACAGCUGAGUGUCUUCACCUGCCUCGUGCCAGACAACAGCCAACUCACCCUUGCUGUAAAAAUAGAUCCAUUCAACCCAUACUCUACUUUUGAACGACAGGUGAAUGUCUCUCUGCCAGAAGAGACUCGGGCAAAUGGCACUCUGUAUGCAGUCGUGUACAUUCACAAAGCCGGUGUUUCACCUCUGGAGGACAGCAGAGAAGUCCACUUUGCCGCUCAGCUCACCACCUACAUCAGUCCAACACAUACAGAGGGACAGAGAGACAUGCAGAAGAGGCCGAGUCCCAGAGCAGAGAACCCAGUGUCCCAUUGGAGACCUCACUUGUCAAUCACAAUUAUGUCAGAGGACUUCACCUUCAGCAAGGCAGGGCUUCCUAGUGAUGUACGGCGCUACAUGAGAGUCUCUCAGGAUGGCCGACAGAUGGUCUACCUUCCUCUGCUGCUGAUAAACGAGCUCAGCCUCAGAGUCAGAGACCUCAAGGAGAUCAGCAGCAGCACUGUUCAGCUUCCUCUGACUGUUUCCUAUGAGGGAAUCUCUUUGAGGGGCUUCAGGUUCUGGGUGCAUUUACAAGAUGUGGUUUACGCACUGAGACAGUUUGGCUUCACAGAGGAGAACAUUGAUGAGAUUAAAGAAACUUUAGUGGACUCCAACCUCUACCUGUUAGUGUUGACGGCACUCAUCACAGCUCUACAACUCAUCUGUGAAUUCCUGGCUCUUAAAAACGACAUCAGCUCAUGGAGGAAAAAGAAGAGCAUGGCUGGAAUGUCCCGGAAAUCAGUUCUGUGGCGCAGUCUGAGCACGCUGCUGAUUUUCCUCUAUCUACUGGAGGAGACCAGUCUACUCGUGCUGCUUCCUGUUGGAUUAGGAGCAAUUGUGGAGGUCUGGAAGGUGUUUAAAGUGUUUAAAAUCCAGUUUCAAUGGAAGGGCUCCAAGCUUCAUGUGGUUAAAUUGGAUGAAGAGGAAAGAAAGACAGUGGAGUAUGAUACCCAGGCGUCCAGAUACUUGUCCUACUUGGUCUAUCCUUUGUGUAUCAGUGGAGCUAUUUUCUCUCUGGCCUACUUACGCCAAAAGAGUUACUAUUCCUGGUUGAUCAACAGCCUGGUGACUGGAGUGUAUGCAUUUGGCUUCCUGUCUAUGGCCCCGCAGCUUUUCAUCAAUCACAAGCUGAAGUCUGUGAGCCACCUGCAGGGGACGGUGUUGAUGUACAGAGGAGUGAACACACUGAUCUCAGAUCUGUGCUCCUGUGCCUAUUUUUUCUCCUCAUCUGGAUCGUUCUCCUCCUCUCAUCAACUGUCCUGCUUCAGGGAUGAGCUUCUCUUCUUCCUAUACCUGUACCAGCGGAGGCGUUACGCCUUCAAGAACCGAAGGCGAGAGCCUGGGACCCACAACAAAAAAUUAAAGACUCAAUGAGGGGAGCACAAUUUUUAUCCCUCCUUUUUCUGAAAUAAAUGCACACAAAACACA
Molecule: messenger RNA, 1984 nt
Organism: Notolabrus celidotus (New Zealand spotty)
Lineage: Eukaryota; Metazoa; Chordata; Actinopteri; Labriformes; Labridae
Product: cleft lip and palate transmembrane protein 1-like protein
Exons: 18
Coding region: 272-1930 (552 amino acids)
Cellular component (GO): endomembrane system; membrane
Source: RefSeq, a predicted model, not a curated record